AUGGGUUCUUCGUCGGGGCAACCCGAAUUUGAUUACUUGUUCAAAGUUCUAUUGAUCGGAGAUUCUGGUGUUGGGAAGAGCUCUCUGUUGUUGAGUUUCACAUCCAAUACGUUUGAUGAUCUUUCUCCAACAAUCGGUGUGGAUUUUAAGGUUAAGUAUCUUACAAUCGGAGAGAAGAAACUGAAGCUUGCGAUUUGGGAUACAGCUGGGCAAGAGAGAUUUAGGACGCUAACAAGUUCCUACUACAGAGGAGCUCAGGGUAUAAUUAUGGUAUAUGAUGUGACACGGAGAGAUACAUUCACAAAUCUGUCAGAUAUAUGGGCUAAAGAAAUCGAUCUCUACUCGACUAAUCAGGAUUGCAUCAAGAUGCUUGUUGGGAACAAAGUCGACAAGGAAAGUGAAAGAGCUGUUACUAAAAAAGAAGGCAUAGACUUUGCUCGUGAGUACGGGUGCUUGUUUCUGGAGUGUAGUGCAAAGACUCGGGUUAAUGUUGAGCAAUGUUUUGAAGAGCUUGUUCUUAAGAUUUUGGAAACGCCGAGUCUUACUGCUGAAGGUUCGUCUGGAGGGAAGAAGAACAUCUUCAAACAAAACCCAACACAGACAAGCAGUGCUUCGUCGAGCUACUGUUGCUCGUCUUAG
Microthlaspi erraticum is the source of this 639-nucleotide messenger RNA. Lineage: Eukaryota; Viridiplantae; Streptophyta; Magnoliopsida; Brassicales; Brassicaceae. The record is from the annotation of a GenBank genome assembly.